AUGCAAAUUCACAAGUUCAUGUCCGACACGGAGGAUCUGUUGGAGUGGAUUGCAGCAAAGUCACCGCAGGCCCGAAGCCGAAACAUCGGAAUCGCCCUACUUGGCAAACUGUCCGGCAAAACUGCUGACGAGGAGGCUCAGAAAGCGAGUAGCCUAGAGAAGGCGCGCAGCCAACAGGAGAAACUUCGUCAUGAAAUUUCUGCUAUGCAAAAACAGAUGGACAAGCUGGACAGAGAACAGACGCGCCUGAACCAGGAGUACCCCAGUCGCGCCGAGGAGGUUCGUACGCGAUGGCAAGCGGUACAGACCGCGUGGGACGCUCUGAGGCAAUCUGCGUACGAGCUGACAGAAAAAGUCCCCUCUGCAAAGAUCGUAAUCAAUCAGAACUCUCAGAAGCUGGCGACAGCCUGGACUCAAACUCAGUCCGUGUGGACCACUCGGAAUGCCCUCUAUGAAAAGAACGUCGAGUUACGGAAACUGCUGUCCGAGAUGAAUGAAAUUGAGUCCUGGCUUGAAGAACAGGAAGCACGGCUAAAAAACCUCAAUUUGGCAUCUGAACAGCCAGGUUUCAAUGUAGACAAGGCUAUGAAAGAACAGGAUGACAUUGAGCGGGCAGUUGAGGACGCUAGACAACGCGUGGAGGCCAUUAAACGCAAGUGCGCCGUGGAGAAUGUCAGCUUCGAAUUGCUUAAAUUCGCUGCAGCACGCGCUGAAGGUGCUGAGGGCAAAGCAAACAGCGGCAUCAUCUCAGACGCCCGAGUGGCAGAAAUCCGACGCAGGGAAUCCUCCAAGAUCAUUCAGUCUAGACCAAAGUAUGCAAACCAGGUUAAAGAAGCGCCAUCAUCGACAGUUAAGAACAUAUUCGGAUCUCUUCUCGCAGACGCAGACGGAGGCCCUGGAAACAGCUCGCCCCAGCGGCCAGGUGCGGAGGGUUUAAUUAAACCAAAUAUCAGACCGUCUGCCGAUGAGGCACAAACGAGACAAACAAAUACGCCUGGUGUGGCACCUCCUACGCCGUCAGUCUCGAAUCAGAGCGCAAACGCAAGGGUUCCAAUCAUCGCUGCUUCCAGCAUUUCCUCGCCAGCCAAUAUGUCUAGGCAGUCCAGUCUGGACGUUGACACCAAUAGCACCGGUCACAGCGGUGCACGCAAUGACGUCAAGUGUACCGGAAUACUGUCGCGCAAGGUCACUAGCAACCCAAAGAAGAGUAUCAACAUUUUUAAGAAGUUGAUUGCCACUGAGGAGCCGGGUCAGCAAGCCGUUCUCAGUGGAGCGACCCUCUUCUUUUAUGAUAACUUGACAGACUCAUCUCAUUCGGCGCCAACAGCCAGAUACGACGUUCGGGGUGGUCGUUUUGACAAAAGCCCUGCAACUCAAAAGGCGGGCAAAUCUCGGCGGUAUGAACUGAAGGCAACGCUCGCGGAUAAAACAGAAAUGACGCUUGGUGCGCAGACUGAAGAAGAGCUGGAUAAGUGGCUACGAUGCCUCAACGAAAGUGCUGUUCUCUGCUUUCUUAAAAUAUCCGAAGAACUGGAGACACGCAUGAAUGCCCGUUAA
Molecule: messenger RNA, 1557 nt
Organism: Dibothriocephalus latus
Lineage: Eukaryota; Metazoa; Platyhelminthes; Cestoda; Diphyllobothriidea; Diphyllobothriidae
Source: the annotation of a GenBank genome assembly